UACAUUUUUUUGACAUUACCGGUUCCGCACAAAAAAUUUAAAUAAAUUAAAAUAGAAUCAUAAGAUAAAUAAUGAUUUCGUUUGUGGCAUUAUAUCAAGAAACGGUGCCUGAUUUAGUGCAAACUCUAAAGGAAGUUAGGGGUUUUUCAUACGAUGGUUUAGCUGUACCAUUAGUUAAUCCAUUAUUUCCUAGGGAAUUUUUAUAUGAACCUCUGAAAUCAAACCAAAUAGUGUUUUCCAGAUCAGAUUUACUAUUUUCUCCAGAAGAUUGGUUAUCAUAUUUCAUAUCAGUGCUUAAUAGUAACAUUGAUUGUGAUUCAAAAAAUGAAAAUGUUAGGCGUCAAAGUGAAGCAAAAUUAAAACAAGAAAUUGCUUUCUCUGAACAUGUUAUUCAGUCUGGGCACACAAUGAUAAAACUAAAAUCAAGCGAUUGCACAAAUUUAGCGCGAAUCGUAAGCACCAAUGUUAAAGGAACAAUUCUAAUACACAUUCCAAUGAUCUCUAAAGAUUUAUCAAAACAAACUUUCCGUCGAGAUAUAGAUGAAGAUGACUUAACACAAGGUGAAGAUACUUGGAAUAUGUGGAAUAAAUUUAGAAUGGUAGCAGAUUUUCAUCCUAGAAUAAAAUUAGCUCUUGAAUUGUGUGAUGACAUUCCUAGUCAGAAUGAGGUAUGGAGAUGGUUAGGUGAACCGGUGGAAUGCAUUGUUAUACCUCACACUUUAUUUAGAAAAAAUAAGGACGGCAAUCCAGUACUAUCAUCCGCACAUUUAAAUUUAAUCAAAGAUUUUCUGCAAAAUAAUAUCCAUUUUAUAAUAACUGGUAAUAUUGACGAUCAUGGAACCAAACUGUACGCUGAAUAUAUAAAAAAAUUUGUUCUUUCGAAUCAAAUCACUGAUCAAAUGAAAGGCUUGGAUGAUGUACUUGAGAUUCCCCUCCAACCACUAUUUGAUAACUUAGAUUGCUACACAUACGAAGUUUUUGAAAGGGAUCCCGUUAAAUAUAAAUACUACCAGAAUGCUAUAGAGGCUGCGCUAAUAGAUAAGGUUCCAGAUAAUGAAAUUAACAAAAAGACGAUAAUUGUAAUGGUAGUUGGGGCUGGAAGGGGUCCCUUAGUGAGAGCUGCUAUUAACGCAUCUAUUAAUUCCAAGAGAAAAAUAAAAAUUUUUAUUGUGGAAAAAAACCCAAAUGUAAUAGUGACUCUAAAGGCACUAGUGGAGGAAAUCUGGCCAAGUGGAGACAUUGAAUUAUUCCAUAAUGAUAUGAGGGACUUACAAUUACCCCAAAAAGCAGAUAUUCUUGUUUCAGAAUUAUUAGGUUCUUUUGGCGAUAAUGAAUUAUCACCGGAAUGCUUAGAUGGUGCACAAAAGCAUUUAAAAAAAGAUGGAAUUAGUAUACCAUGCAAAUACACAUCGUAUCUUAAUCCAAUAAUGUCCUCUAAAAUUUAUAAUAAUAUCCGGUCUAUAUUGUUAGAGAAAUUUUCUGCAUUUAAAGAUAAAUACCCUACAACAGGAAAUAAUUUUGAAUCUACAUUUGUAGUAUAUUUGAAAAAUGUAUUUCACAUAGAUGAACCCAGAUCGCUUUUUGAAUUUAAACAUCCAAAUAGAAGAAAAACUACGGAAAAUUCAAGGUAUAAAGCAUUGAAAUUUAAUGUAUGGAAUGAUUGUGUUCUACAUGGAUUUGCCGGAUAUUUUGAUACAGUGCUAUAUAAAGAUAUCAAAUUGAGCAUACAUCCAAAAGAUCAUACUCAAGGUUUAUUGUCUUGGUUUCCCUGUUUCUUCCCUCUCACGGAACCUCAAUUGUGUUCAGCAGGCGACACGAUUGAAGUGGAAUUCCGAAGAUGUGUCUCAUCAUUUAAAGUUUGGUACGAGUGGAAUACAAUUUCUCCGAAAGUUUCUAUAGUUCAUAAUCGAAAUGGAAUUGUUUGCCCUAUUUAUAAAUAAAUACUUUCUAAUACAACAUUUAUUUAAAAGGAGCCGAUUGAAUUCUCUUAAAUUUAUCAACUUUUGGCUGAAAAUUAUAUUUUAUUUUUAAAAAUAAAUUUUUAUUUAAAACUUA
Molecule: messenger RNA, 2055 nt
Organism: Condylostylus longicornis
Lineage: Eukaryota; Metazoa; Arthropoda; Insecta; Diptera; Dolichopodidae
Gene: csul
Product: protein arginine N-methyltransferase 5
Exons: 6
Coding region: 72-1940 (622 amino acids)
Biological process (GO): peptidyl-arginine N-methylation; regulation of DNA-templated transcription
Cellular component (GO): nucleus; cytosol
Source: RefSeq, a predicted model, not a curated record